Molecule: messenger RNA, 1713 nt
Organism: Mycosarcoma maydis (corn smut)
Lineage: Eukaryota; Fungi; Basidiomycota; Ustilaginomycetes; Ustilaginales
Exons: 1
Coding region: 1-1713 (570 amino acids)
Biological process (GO): carbohydrate metabolic process
Molecular function (GO): hydrolase activity, hydrolyzing O-glycosyl compounds
Source: RefSeq, a predicted model, not a curated record
AUGGCUACGCGCUACACCACCUCAUCACCUUAUCGUGAAGCCAGGCAAUCAGCCUCGGCGGCGUCGUCUUCGCAGCAUGACACUUCGCUUCAAGGCAAUCUAGACGUGGACACGCUCGACUACUACGAUGAGACUGGCCUACCUGCUCCGCACCACCUCUCUACUGCACACUCGCUCUCACCCUACCCGUCAUGCUCGGCGGACCACCAGCACGCAGACUCGGCGGCUGAGAUGCAAGAACUACAUUCGGCACCGUCGCGCUUGCUGUCGCAAUCAGCUUUUGUUCGCUCGGUGGUGUCUGCUCCGGACUCGAUGCUUGCCGGCACGUACUUGCCCUCUUUCAACAGCCACGAUUCACUCUACCACAAAACGUCUGCGUACGACGAUCUCGAUUCGGCCUCGACGUAUUACUCGCACAGAGACUCAUCCGACGCAUGGGCGCUCUACGACGCGGAACACGAUGGUGCACGCUUGUCCUUGGCGCAGGCGCGAGAACGUUACAUUAAUCGCAAGUCGGCAGUUUUCGCCGCCACGGAUUCAGCGUACAACCUCGCGGAGCCUCGUAGCGCGUCCAGAUGGGCUCGAUUCGCGCCGUCAGCUCGGCAGAAAAAGUGGCUGAUCGUCGGAGCCUCGUUGGCGGCAGCGAUGGUGUUUGCCAUCAUCAUCUUCUUUGCAACGCGUCACAACACGAAUUCAACCAUCGUGGAUGACGCCUCGUAUUCGGCCAAUGGUGGUAGCAGUGCCAACGGUGGAAGCGCAACCGCGGGCGUGGUGAGCUCGGACAAAUCCGACGCUUCGAUCUUUACCAAAGAUGCACGACUGCAUCGAUCCAUGUACGGAAUCUGCUACACGCCUUUUCACGCACAGUACCCGAGCUGUGGCGCGACACAGGCCAACGUGACCGAAGACAUCCAGCUGCUAUCGCAGCUCACGACGCGCAUUCGGCUGUAUGGAAGCGACUGCUCGACGUCGCAGCUCGUGCUCGAAGCCAUCAAGCAGACCAAGGUCGACAUGAGCGUGUUCUUGGCGGUCUGGAUCGACGAUAACGCGCUCACCGUGCAGAGGCAGAUUGACAACGUGGUGGAUGCGCUCAAAAAGUACGGCACCGACCAUGUUGCUGGCAUCACUGUCGGCAAUGAAUAUCUGCUCAAUGGUGGCAGUGAAGCCACUCUUCUGUCGCACAUCGCUACCGUCAAUACCACCGUCAACUCUGUGCCGGGACUGACAAAAUACAUCCCGAUCGGAACGGCGGAUGCCGGUAGUAUGGUGACCACCCGUCUGGCCACAGGCGCCGACUACAUCAUGGCGAACGUGCAUCCUUGGUUUGGUGGUCUGCCUGUUGAUCAAGCUGCCGGGUGGGUGUACGACUAUACGAACCACAACGAGCCAAGCAGUGCACUGCUUGCGCCCAACCGACCCACCUUGUAUGUCGCCGAAGCAGGGUGGCCGACAGCAGCCAACGAGACGCGUCUCGCCACGUACCAGGCCGCCACCGCCGGCGUUAGUGAGCUCAACACGUUCCUGCAGUCGUUUGUCUGCCAGUCCAACACCAACGUCACCACCUCCGGCCUCCAACCGAGCUUCAUCUUUGAGGCUUUCGACGAACCCUGGAAGGACGCCUUGUACGGCGGCGUCGAGGCGCACUGGGGUCUCUUUGACGCUAACAAAAACUUGAAGCCCGGCCUGAUCAUCCCCGACUGCCCCGCCCCGUGA